This is a messenger RNA of Phragmites australis (common reed), 1539 nucleotides long. RefSeq names its product dnaJ protein ERDJ3B-like. The transcript has 10 exons. Gene Ontology annotation, biological process: protein folding. The coding region runs from base 178 to 1224 and encodes 348 amino acids. Lineage: Eukaryota; Viridiplantae; Streptophyta; Magnoliopsida; Poales; Poaceae. The record is from RefSeq and is a predicted model, not a curated record.
UGCCAUUGUCCCGGCCUUUGUCACGCCACACGUGCACACCAAAGGCGUUAUUCUUUCUAGAAAUUGCCGACGCGCGUGGCGAGUCGGCCUGGAGCAAGCGCUGCAUCUACUACGCUCUCUCGUCUCGCCGUGCGACCUCUAGCCCAGCCAAGGCGGCGAGGCGCCUGGCGGGGGUCAAUGGCGGCGCCGAGGAGAGCGGCGCUGCUCGUCGCCGUCCUCCUCCUGCACUACUCGGUGCCCACGCUUGGCGGGAAGAGCUACUACGACAUCCUACAGGUGUCGAAAGGCGCAACGGAGGAGCAGAUCAAGCGGGCGUACCGCAAGCUCGCGCUGAAAUACCACCCUGAUAAGAAUCCCAACAAUCUGGAGGCCAACAAGCGGUUUGCUGAGAUCAACAAUGCGUACGAGGUCUUAACGGAUCAGGAGAAGAGAAAGGUCUAUGACUGGUACGGUGAGGAUGGGUUGAACAACCAGUUCCAACGCGGGCAUGGUGGUGGAGGUGGUCGUACAAUGAACGUCGAGCACGUCUUUAGCAAUUUUUUUGGUGGUGGAGGGAUGGAAGAGGAGGAAGAGCAAAUUAUAAAGGGUGAUGAUGUCAUUGUUGAAUUGGAUGCUUCACUAGAGGACUUGUACAUGGGUGGUUCCUUAAAGGUUUGGAGAGAGAGAAAUGUGAUGAAACCAGCUCCUGGCAAGAGGCGAUGCAACUGCAGGAAUGAAGUCCGUCAACGAGAAAUUGCUCCUGGAAUGUUUUAUCAAAUGAAUGAGCAGGUUUGUAAGGAAUGCCCAAAUGUGAAGUACGCACGAGAAGGUGAUUUCAUCAAUGUUGACAUUGAAAAGGGAAUGCAAGAUGGACAGGAAAUUUUGUUUUGCGAGGACGGUGAACAAAAGAUUGAUAGAGUGCCUGGUGAUUUGAAGUUUAGGAUUCGGGCAGCACUGCAUGAGCGCUUCAGAAGAGAAGGCAAUGACCUACAUACGACAGUAACAAUCUCACUGCUCGAAGCUCUUAUUGGUUUUGAGAAGAACUUCAAGCAUCUUGACAACCAUCUGCUGGAAAUCGGGGCCAAGGGGGUCACCAAACCAAAUGAGGUUAGGAGGUUCAAAGGUGAGGGCAUGCCGCUGUACCAGAGCAACAAGAGAGGAGAUUUGUACAUCAAAUUCGAAGUGACCUUCCCAAAAACCCUAACUGAUGACCAGAAGGCCAAGCUGAAGAGCAUUUUCACUUGACACUGUAAAUUUUGGCUCCUGAGCUAAUUGCUGGGUGCCUAAGCCUAGCUGUUUGAGGUGAACAACCCUAGAGGAAAUUUUCCAACCAUCUUUCAAGGGAACAGGAGAGCAGAAGAUUGACUUACUUUUUUCCUUUUAAUUAUUGUUCCUCACAGGCAGAUGUAGUCCUGAAAAUUGGAUGUAUCAGGAGACCUGUAUUAUUCGCACUGUAAUCUGUAGGCUGUAGGCUGUAGGCUGUGGGGAACAUAGUGAGUGCAUAGAACUUGUAGUUCCUUUUUUUUUUCCUGGCUGUAAAUGAACGGGCAAUUUUUCUCC